AAAAUAAUGAAAAUAAUCCCACAUCAGAACCUGAUAGCGAUGAUGAAACAACAGCCGAUAGUGACUAUGAGUCUAUUGUUGGGCUGAGCACUAAUUUACCCAAAAAAAAAUAUAUAACAAGAAAUAGGAGCAGAAAGUUUAUGUAA
Molecule: messenger RNA, 146 nt
Organism: Dentiscutata erythropus
Lineage: Eukaryota; Fungi; Glomeromycota; Glomeromycetes; Diversisporales; Gigasporaceae
Source: the annotation of a GenBank genome assembly